CACUCAGAGAGAUUGCUGCGUUUCCAGAUACGACCGUCGAGACCGUGCAGCUCUGAUCUCGAGAGGAAUCGUUUCAGCGGUUCAAGUGAUUGUGAUAGUGCCGAUAAUGGUGCCAGAGAUUCAAGAGAUUCCGGAAUCUACAGCUCUCCAUCUCCGCCAGAUGAGCACCACGCAUCUUUGUCGCAAGUGCAUCUCAUGCAACUGAAGCAGUUUCUACUGGCGAAACAAGCAGAUGAGAUCGCACUGGCGAUAUCGCAUGAGCACGCUAAAACACUUCAAUUCUUUGAAUCUCCUGUCGAGUGUUUUCCCGAAUUGUAA
This is a messenger RNA of Ostertagia ostertagi, 318 nucleotides long. NCBI's taxonomy places the organism in Eukaryota, Metazoa, Nematoda, Chromadorea, Rhabditida, Trichostrongylidae. The record is from the annotation of a GenBank genome assembly.